AACUUCUCAAGAAAGAAACAAAGUUAAUCGUUAACCAAAGGAUCUUUUUAUCAAUUCAUCUCUCGGAACUUUAAUUAAACAAUUAAUCAGAUUUCGCCUGUUAAUUAAUUGAAUUUGGAAAAUUCUGAUUCGAUUCGAAGUUGUUAUUAUUCAAUGGUCCCCAUAGAGAAAAACAUCUCUUCAUGUAAGCGGUUUUUCUGAGCAAUUUGAAAAUGUGAUUAACUAAUCAAGUGAUUGUGACUUUUAUUUAUCAAUUUAAUUCAAUUGUUGCUCCUUUUGUUUGAUUCUUCUAUCGUGUUACCUGUGGUUUCCUGUGUUUGUGGAUUAUUGGGUGAUUCUGGAAUCGAUUUGUGUGUUGGUUUCUUGUUGAAAGAAAAAUGGAUAAUUCAGAAAUUCUGACAGAACCUUCUUUGACUUGUUCCUAUCGAGCUCAUAAGAAUGAAGUUAAUCAUGUCCAGUUUAGUCCUGAUUCUAAGAAUUUGGUUACCUGUUCUAAUGAUCAACAAGUUAUCUUUUGGGAAUUCAAAGGAAAUCUUGAAAUUCACCGAAGCUACAGACUAUCUGGACAUAAAGAUAUUGUUCAUUGUGUUGACUAUUCACCAAAUUCUGAUUAUUUUAUAUCAGUUUCUAGAGAUAAAACCGCUUGCCUUUGGAGAUUAGGCCCUGAUAAUCGGCCUAAUCUAGAGCCAACAAUCUAUAAUUGUCACUGUAGUACCAUUCGGUCAGUCGGUGCUUCACCAAAAGGUGAUUACUUUUGCACCGGAUCAGAUGAUAAAAGUGUUAAAAUUUGGUCAGCUUUUUGUAAAAAUAAACAAACGGCUCUUCUUAAAGGACACAUGAAUUGGGUUCGAUGUUGUAAAUACUGUCCCAAUGACGAUCAACUUGUCGCCUCAUGUGGAGAUGAUUCCUGCCUGUUUGUUCACGAUCUCAGAGUUUAUGAUGGCCUUCCGUCCAAAAAAGUAACCAAAAGAGGAAUCAAAUUCACUUGCCUUGAUUGGUAUCCCAACAAUAAAAAUCUGGUUGCAAUUUCAUCUCAUGAUUCUUGUGUCAGGAUAUUUGAUCUAAGAUCUGACAAAGCUUUACAAUAUUAUAAUGCUCAUACCGGUCCAGUUAACCAUGUUGAAUUUCAUUCGUCUGGAAAUUAUCUAAUCAGUUCAUCGGAUGAUGGAACAUCAAAAAUUUUUGAUAUACUUGAAGGUCGAGUAUUGUUCACCUUACAAGAGCACCAAGGAGCCGUUUAUUGUUCAGCUUUUGCCAAAGAUGGUAAAAAAUUUGCUACCGUUGGUAAAGAUUCAAUUGUUAGCCUUUGGACAAGCAAUUUAAUCGUUGAAAAUGAUGAAAGUUUAAUUGAAGACAAUGAUCAGGAUACCGAAAGGAUUGCAAGACGAUUAUCAACAAGUUCAGCUAAAGAUUCAACUGAUUCAAAGGCUUCUAAUCGUUUAACAGCAAACAAAAAGACAUCAAGUCGAUUAUCAUUAGAUCAAACUGUUGAUGAUUGUGGACAAUCAUUUGUAAAUGAUGAGGAAACAUCUAAAGAUCCAUCGAUAUUAAUUCAAAUUCUCACUCAAUUAGAUCUUCUAACCGAAAGUUUAUCUUCAUUAGAGAAACGAGUCGGUAAAAUAGAGAAAAGAUUAGAUAAUCAUCCAUCUAUUUAACGAAAUUUUCUGUCUCUCAAUUAACUUUCCAAGAAACUCUGAAUCUCAGAUAAUUUAAUUUCUAUAAACUCUUCAUUUGCUAAUUAA
Panonychus citri (citrus red mite) is the source of this 1742-nucleotide messenger RNA. RefSeq names its product POC1 centriolar protein homolog A-like (gene Poc1). Bases 378 to 1655 code for a protein of 425 amino acids. The transcript has a single exon. Gene Ontology annotation, molecular function: protein binding. The record is from RefSeq and is a predicted model, not a curated record. Lineage: Eukaryota; Metazoa; Arthropoda; Arachnida; Trombidiformes; Tetranychidae.